Messenger RNA from Penicillium waksmanii, 951 nucleotides. RefSeq names its product dihydrodipicolinate synthase family protein. The record is from RefSeq and is a predicted model, not a curated record. Lineage: Eukaryota; Fungi; Ascomycota; Eurotiomycetes; Eurotiales; Aspergillaceae. Gene Ontology annotation, molecular function: 4-hydroxy-tetrahydrodipicolinate synthase activity. The coding region runs from base 1 to 951 and encodes 316 amino acids. The transcript has a single exon.
AUGACGGCCAACGGUACUAUCAAGCGGAAUCCCCUCCCCCACGGUUUCUACGUGCCUACCGUAGCAUUCUUCGAGGCCGACGAAGAGGUCGACCUGGCGACAGUCGAGAAGCACGCCGUCUAUCUGGCCCGCAGCGGUGUCACCGGUCUGGUUACCCAAGGCAGCAAUGGUGAAGCCGUCCACCUGGAUCGCGCCGAGCGCAACGCCAUCACUGCCGCGACUCGCCGCGCCGUCGAUGCCGCUGGCUACACCACAAUGCCAGUGAUCGCGGGCUGCGGAGCUGCCUCCACACGCGAGACUAUCCAACUGUGCAAGGAUUCAGGAGCAGCAGGUGCCGACGCGGUCCUGGUGCUACCGCCCAGUUACUACAAGGCGCUGGUCAACACCGAGUCGAUGCACGCCCACUUCCGCGCUGUGGCCGAUGCCUCCCCCAUCCCCGUCCUCAUCUAUAACUUCCCCGGCGCCUCGUCCGGAUUGGAUCUCUCCUCAGACGAUAUCCUGGCCUUGGCCAAGCACCCCAACAUUAUUGGUUGCAAACUCACCUGCGGUAACACGGGCAAGCUGGCGCGGAUCGCCGCGGGCGCAAAGUCCGAUUUCUUGACCUUUGGUGGUUCCGCCGACUUCACGCUGCAGACUCUUGUUGCUGGUGGUGCGGGUAUCAUUGGUGGCACUGCCAAUAUUAUUCCACGAUCAUGCGUGCGGGUGAUGGAGCUGUAUCGCGCGGGCAAGGUUGAGGAGGCACAAAAGCUGCAAGCGAUUGUUGCCCGAGCGGACUGGGCUGCCAUUCAUGGUGGAUUUGUUGCGGUCAAGAGUGGGCUGCAGUCAUAUCACGGAUACGGUGGUCUACCUCGACGUCCCUGCGUGGAGCCCUCUGCAACGGCCGCCGCGGCCAUUCAGGAGGAAUUCCGUGAGGGUAUCGAGUUGGAGCGGAGUCUGGAGAAGUCAGUCUAG